This is a messenger RNA of Marmota flaviventris (yellow-bellied marmot), 282 nucleotides long. The record is from RefSeq and is a predicted model, not a curated record. NCBI's taxonomy places the organism in Eukaryota, Metazoa, Chordata, Mammalia, Rodentia, Sciuridae.
AUGAGUUCCUACCAGCAGAAGCAGCCCUUUGUCCCACCCCCUCAACUGCAGGAGCAGCAAGUGAAGCAGCCCUGCCAGCCUCCCCCCCAAGGACCGCUGGUUCCCACAAUCCCAGAGCCGUGCCACCCAAAUGUCCCUCAGCCUGGGAACACCAAGACUCCAGAGCCAGGCUGCACCCCAGGCUGCACUGUGGCUCCACAGCCAGGCUAUACCGUGGUUCCUGAGCCUUUCCCCUCAAAAGUGGCUCCAGGCCCAGCUCAGCAGAAGACCAAGCAGAAGUGA